GCCGUGAAGCCUGAGGCACCCCUGUUUAUUUUCCAAGGUAGCUGCCUAACGUGUCGUGUACGGAGGCAGUAAUUGUUAAGGUAGUCCAGGUUGACUGUGCCUUUUUCUUACCCAAGCAUGACAACUCCUUUGUAUAGGUUGAUGCCUCUGAGCCCUCGUGUGCAGGCUCUGCAACAAGAUGCAACGACAGAAGUUUUGACUCUGUUUCCCGUUGAGAAGAAAGAAGGUUUAUUGACUUAUGGUUUACCAAAGUCAUGUGGACUACUGUGUGAGACUUUGUUACAAGAUCUGGAAGAGGACCUCAAGUCGUGGGCUAGAGGUUUUGGAAUGGUCAUUAAAGAUCUCAAAAUGCCUGAAAUUAGCCCCCAGGCUUUUCGUCUCGAAAAAGGCAACACUUCGGCAUUGCUAAAAGGGUAUACUGCAAUUGUCGUGGCCCUCGGAAACACCAAAUACGACGUUGAGCUCGUUUCCAGAGACAAACGGUCUUCGCAGAAGGAGACAUGGGAACCAACAUCUGCCCUUCAUCUCCGGGAAACAGGGCUGAAAGCUCAAGGAGGACACAUAAGGUUCCUCUACAUCCCUCUCCACCUGGAACCCAUAUAGAGUUUCCCAUAAACGACAAGUUCUAUUUCAUGAUGUGUAUCAUAUCAUGUUCCGUAUCCGUGCUCGAAACGAUACUCCAGGUGCUGUCUGGGCUGCCCGUCGACCUUGCCUUCGACUUCGUCUGUGACUUCGAUCUCGCCUUCGCCUUCGCACCGCCUGGCUCUAGAGCCUUUUCGAUUUGUUGCAGACUGUUGAUUGUGAGUCCAAAAUUCGACACA
Fusarium redolens is the source of this 821-nucleotide messenger RNA. RefSeq lists its product as uncharacterized. The transcript has 3 exons. NCBI's taxonomy places the organism in Eukaryota, Fungi, Ascomycota, Sordariomycetes, Hypocreales, Nectriaceae. Bases 118 to 603 code for a protein of 161 amino acids. The record is from RefSeq and is a predicted model, not a curated record.